AUGCCAGUGAACGAGAAGUCAGGAUCAGUUAGCUCCAGUGGAUACGAAAGAGGUUCGACAGAAGACCCAUCGAUGAGAACGGUCUUGAACAGUCCAACGACAAGCACAUCGAUGAGGUCGCCAACGUUUCAAGGACGGUCGAGUUCGAGAAGAGUACUUCGUCUCAAAUGCCCCAUCUGUAAUGAGUAUCCUGAUGGGUUCCGCAGUGAACACGAGCUGCGUCGGCACACCAACCGCGUCCACAAGAAGAUCCGUACAGUCUGGGUAACCGUCGACACAUCACCCGACAAAUCGUUCCUGGCAAACUGUAAAGCAUGCCAGACAGGCAAGAGGUACAACGAGUGCUACAACGCAGCAAGUCAUCUGCGUCGGAUGCACUUUCAUCCUCACAAGCGCGGAGAAAGGAGGAUGAGUGACACCGACGUAAAUGGCCGGCUCGACCCGCCCAUGGAAGUGCUGAAGGCGAACUGGCUGAGAGAGGUGCAAGAGGUUGUUGGAGAGGAUGAGGACGAACAACUCGAAAGCGAAAAGAUCCAGCCGAAUCCACCUCGACAUCUACCGCAUCCUCAGGCGUACCCAGGGCCUAUAAAGAGGGAUGGCAAAGCUCCAGUGACGCCCACGACACCGUCGACACGAAUGGCAAUCGACAGCCUUGUCGACUAA
Messenger RNA from Westerdykella ornata, 663 nucleotides. RefSeq lists its product as uncharacterized. The record is from RefSeq and is a predicted model, not a curated record. Lineage: Eukaryota; Fungi; Ascomycota; Dothideomycetes; Pleosporales; Sporormiaceae. The transcript has a single exon. The coding region runs from base 1 to 663 and encodes 220 amino acids.